AGAGCAGCGGACGGAAGCACCCCGUACCUGCGCGUGUUAAUUAGUAGCUUCCUCGGGUCAGUAGUUACGGUCCAUUAAACGGCUCAGAAAUAUCUACAAAGUACGGUUGGUGUGUAGAUAAAAAAAAAAACAACAAUUCAGACUUGUUUAAAUCUUUGGAUAAAUGUAUUUUUUUAACUGAAUGGGGAGUGAGGAAUUGCAACUAUAGCUCGCGCACCGGAGGCUGAAUUUCUUGCGGUCAGCUUUGUUUCAACUUUGUGGAAAUAUGUAAGUGGGACAAAUGAGACUGAAACAUGGAGCAGUCGGCUACUCUCGACAUAGAGACGCUUAAGAUUACCCAGGAGCAGUUCAUCCUCGCGUCCCAAUCCCUGCAUCUCCAGCGACCGGGCUGUGACGCCGUGUACCCAGUGGGUCUGUACGGCUGGAGGAAAAGAUGCCUCUACUUCUUUCUGCUGCUGCUCUUGGUCACUAUGAUAGUUAACGUGGCCCUCACCGUCUGGAUCAUAAAGGUCAUGAACUUCUCAGUGGAUGGAAUGGGAAACCUUCAGUUGAAGCAGGAUGGGAUCCGCCUGGAGGGAAUCUCUGAGUUUCUCCUGCCUCUCUACAUGAAUGAGAUCCAGUCCAGGAGGGAUAGCUUGUUGGUCUUGGGGUCAGAAAAGAAUGUAACGCUGAACGCCAGAAAUGACCGCGGCCAGCUGACCGGUCAGCUCACAGUGGGUGAGUCUCCACUCUUGGCCGCCGUACACAUGGUCCAGUUGGAAGCUGUUUUAUUUGAGACCAUAAGUCGCCAUAAGUUGCCUACGACAGCUGAUGGGGAAACACCUGCUGUGACAUCACUGUCGGAGGUGUGGCCUGAAGGACCCGAGGCCGUGGAGGCCCAGUGCCAGAGGCUGGAGGUACGAAGUAAAGACGGAGGCCAACUGCUGUUCACUGCAAAUGAGGAGGAGGUCAUCAUGACGACACAAAAGUUCACUGUCACAGGCUUGGAAGGCGCCGUGUUUGGACAUUCAGUUGAAACUCCCCUGAUCCAGGCGAGGGCUUCUGAAGACCUGAAGCUGGAGUCUCCAACACGGACCUUGACCAUGGAGGCUCCCAGAGGGGUGGAAGUGAGUGCUGCCCAGGGGCCGCUGAAGGUCAGCGGUCGAAAGGAUCUACAGCUGGAGUCCACGGAGGGAGAGAUACUUUUAGAUGCCAAAACCAUUCAGCUGGGUAGUCUCCCGCUCGGCGUCUACACAGAGUCGCCCAAUCAGGCCUCCCAGGAGCAGGCCGUAUUCGAGGUGUGUGUCUGCCCUAGCGGCAAGAUCUACCUGUCUCCCGCAGAGACCAGCUCCACCUGCCAGGCCAUGAGCAACAUCUGCCUCUGGAGCUGACCUGGGAGCAGUGUUGUUGAUGGGGGACAUCUCUGACAUCUGCUCUGGAGCUGCUGAGAUUGAGAAUCCUCCGUUGGUACAUUUUACGGAGAGUCGAACUCAACCACAGCGGAGAUAGAGCUUGAACUCUAAGCUGAGUUCAGACCAGUACGGAAGUAUCCGAGUCGGCUGCCUCUGAUGGUCUUUUGGAUGUCAAGACAACUGACGGGGUUUGAGGAAUGGCAGUCAGAGUAGCUCUCUGAAAUCAGGAAUUUCACAUAAGAACAGGAACGUUUCCCACUACCUUAUAUUGGAGGCAGAGGACACACCCUUUAUUUUUCUACUUCAUUGUAGACAUGCAGUGACUAUUUUCAAGAUUUAGAAAGAGUAAAUGAGAAAGUGAAUCACAGGUGCCUUCAGCUUUGAAGGAACUAUUGUGACUAUUGUGUAAUAUUGAACCUGUCUUUGUAAUCAGAGAGUUAAAGUUUUUUAACAUUUGAUGUGAGAAAAACAAGUAAGCACAAUUCUGUCAUGUUUUCUUCCCAAACAA
Messenger RNA from Anarrhichthys ocellatus (wolf-eel), 1899 nucleotides. Its product is annotated as zeta-sarcoglycan-like. The transcript is spliced from 8 exons. Gene Ontology annotation, biological process: heart contraction; cardiac muscle tissue development. Lineage: Eukaryota; Metazoa; Chordata; Actinopteri; Perciformes; Anarhichadidae. The record is from RefSeq and is a predicted model, not a curated record. Bases 294 to 1370 code for a protein of 358 amino acids. Gene Ontology annotation, cellular component: sarcoglycan complex; sarcolemma.